This is a messenger RNA of Ceutorhynchus assimilis (cabbage seed weevil), 1797 nucleotides long. The record is from the annotation of a GenBank genome assembly. NCBI's taxonomy places the organism in Eukaryota, Metazoa, Arthropoda, Insecta, Coleoptera, Curculionidae.
UUAUUUAGCCACUGUAGUCCUUAUGUGUUAGCAUUCCAGUUUUUGUGAUAGUUCAUUGCGUUAAACCACUGUGGGCGAGUUCAGAAAUAACACACGGUGAGUUACACACCGGGUGUGAGUGCGAUUUGAACCUAAAAUUUUUUCGAAAAGAAUAAGCGCGUAUCGCCCCGGAGCUGUUCCAGAGUUCCUCCUAAGUGUGGAAGGAAUACAAACAACUAUUUGCGUACGCAAAGAUGCAGUUCGAAAAAAGGCUACUACUGCAAGCCAAUAAGAAUAAGCAAGGACAUGGUCAUAGUUCAAGAACAGUUAUUGCAUGGACCCGAAUUAGUUUUUCCUACCGCGAACAAAAAAAAAUCUUCACAGUUCAAUUUAUCAAGUUUGUUUACCAGUUGCCAGAUGGCACCACCAGGCAAUUUGCCAUUUGGGUGUGACGUUUUCUUUUCAAUUUACAUUACAUUUUACAUUCAUUACAGCAAAUGUUUAAUACAAAAUACGAUGUAAAACACCGUUACAAAACAGUAAAAAAUCUGCCAAAGUAGAAUAUAAAUUAGUUUAGAGAUGGCUUUACGAAACGCGGCAGCCGAUUAUUUCAGCAAAUUGAACCCGAUAGCUUCGCGAAUCUACACAGAUUUGCAAGAAACUAAAAAUUCUUACGAAGACUUGUGGAACAAAUUGUCCACGGCGGAGCAGGAACAAAUUCUAACCGAAAGUAUUAUCAAACCUGAAGUAUCUGUUAAGUAUAGUGUUCCUCAAACGACUCAAAAUAAUGAAGAUUAUGCUGUUAAGAUAGUUGUAGACGAUCAUUGCUCAUACCGAGACGAGCAUUCGGGGCCUUUUAGUUUCAGAACAAAAAGCCAAAGAAAUUUGACUGUUUUUCAUGGAGAGCAACCUAAGACUAAACCUACUAAAACCAGUGAAAAUCUGGUUAAGAGUAGAACUAAACCUAUACCAAAGUUAGCACCAAAUGUACCUUCAUAUGCUCAAGACGUAGACUUAAAUGACAUAUCUUAUGUACCAAGAAAUGAUGAUGAUGGCUUAAGUUCAAAUUCCAGCACUCUACCAAAAACUGGGUUGGACUUUUUAGAUAAUUGGUAAAUUAUUGUAUUUCAAAGAGCUACAAAUAAACCUUAUAUUUUUUGUAUGUGUAUUUGUAUUUUGUUUUUAUUUAAUUUAUUCUUAAUUUUUGUUUUGUUGUAAUAUUUACGAUAAGGAUUUAUGUAACUACUAAAAAUAUACUAAAUAAAAAAAUUGACUUAUUUUAUUUUCCUCGUCUUCUACAAUUAUUAAUACAAAUUACUUCAAAACCUUAACAUACAAAUACAAAAAUUAUUGAUUAUUAGGAUUCCUUUUAGCAUUCUCACUGCACACUUGAUACUCGAGCAUUCUAAAAAUCAGUUCUUUGUACAUUUCAGUCAACUGUCAGGUGGACUGAGAUUGCAUUUGAGGUACGCUCAUGCUCGAGCCUGGAGUGCUAGCUCCUGGUUGAACUUGAGGCUGAACUGGCAGUCUUUGGGGUUGAGGAGCUGCUGGUCUUCCUUGUGAAUGUUUGAGCUUAAUUUUCUCCAAUUCAUUUACACGGGAUCUAGCAUGCUCCAACCUGUGCCAAGCCAUCUGAAGCACCUUCUGAGAAGCAUAUCCGGAUCCUUCGUGUGGUUGCCCUGUGGAGACUUGGGUCAGAUAAUUGAUUUGAUCUGUUAGUUUGUUUUCGACCGAGCCGAGGGUUUUCAGGAAGGUUUGCGUGUGGUUUUCGGCCUGUUUCAAGCUCGAUUUUUCUUUGCUGAGUUCCAAAAAGACUUG